AUGUUCAAAUCUGAUACUGGAAUUUCUUGUUGUGUAUUUCCACCUGUCCACCUAGGCCGAAUCAUUGCCCGUGCUGCCCUUACCUCGGUCCUCACUACUCAACGUGCUCCACCCAUUUCCAUGUCCCAAAUGCUUGUCAACCAGUUGGCCACCGAAAGACCUCAUUCUGUUCAAGUUAUCUGUCAAACGUCAAAUAUCCAAUUUCGUAAAGAUUUUUGUGAUACCAUCAAUGUCGUUGCAGGAACCAUUAUUUAUACCAUUGAAAUAGCCAACAAGAGUAUUCACCAAUCAACACAAUCUAUUAAAACAACUAUUAAAAGUCAUUUUAAUAAUAACAACAAUAAUAAUACAAACCCAUUCAUUAAUAAUAAUAAUAAUAAUAAUAAUAAUAAUAAUAAUAAUAAUAAUAAUAAUAAUAAUAAUAAUAAUAUUAACGGUGUUAACGGUGUUAAUCGUCGUAGAUAA
Molecule: messenger RNA, 465 nt
Organism: Cavenderia fasciculata
Lineage: Eukaryota; Evosea; Eumycetozoa; Acytosteliales; Cavenderiaceae
Exons: 2
Coding region: 1-465 (154 amino acids)
Source: RefSeq, a predicted model, not a curated record